GGCCCGACCGCGCGGGGAGGCGGCUGCCGAGACAAAGCCGAGCCCGGGAGGGGCCCCGCUUCGCUCCGGGGAUGCCGCGCUGCGGAACGGCGCUGCUUCUCCUCGGGGCUGCCCCGCUGCCCACCUGCGGGAUGCGGCGGAGCCCGGUGGGAGGCGGGAUGUGCGGCGAGCGGCGGGAGCCGCUGCGCGACCCGUCUCGGCUCCGAUCGGGGUCUGGAGCCCUCCGCGGUGCUUUGGGCUUGCGUGGAGUUGGGGCAUCUGCGCACCUUGGCGGAACGAACGGUCGGGUUUGGGGAAAAGCAACCGGCAGAAGAGUGGAGCCCGUCACGCUCGGAUUGAGCGGCGCCGUGCCGGCCGUUAUCAGAUCGGGGAGGGUGCUGAAAUUCCAUUUUUGCAAAGGAGGCUAUAGGGAACUCGGGGAGAGCAGGAGAAACCCCUGUGGAUGCUGUGCUGUGGGUGGAGGCAGUAAGCCCCAGGGCAGAUCCCACAGCUCGUGCUUGGUGUUUGUAUCCCUUGGAGCACCGCCAGCGGCCGGGAUGAGGCCAGCAACCUCACCAUGCCAUCCUGCAUCCCCAGCAGCUCGCCUGCUGCCCCUCAGCCCCCACACCACCACAGAGGGCCCAGGCUGCCUCUGAGUGCCAGCCGCCCCGCCAUGGAGUCGCUCAUCGUGGUGACCGAGUGUGAGGCGACGGCGAGCGAGGAGGAGAUGAGCGUGGCUGCUGUGGAAGAAAGCCGCGAGCCCAGGGCGAAGCUGAACCUCUCUGGCCGAAAGCUGUCCCUGCAGGAGCGCUCGCAUCCCGCACGCUCCCCUGGAAGUGGCGACAGCGAGCGCUUCAUCUACCCGUCCCUCCCCUACUCACCAGUGACGUCCCCACACUCGUCCCCGCGCCUACCGAGGCGGCCGACAGUGGAAUCCAACCGCGUCUCCAUCACGGGGCUGCAGGACUGCGUCCAGCUCAACCAGUACAAGCUGAAGGAUGAGAUUGGGAAGGGCUCCUAUGGAGUGGUGAAGCUGGCCUACAACGAGGACGACAACACCUACUAUGCAAUGAAGGUUCUCUCCAAGAAGAAGCUGAUGAGGCAGGCGGGCUUCCCCCGCCGCCCUCCACCCCGUGGAGCCAAAGGUGCCUCAGAGGGCUGCCUGCAGCCCCGAGGCCCCAUUGAGCAGGUUUACCAGGAGAUUGCCAUCCUGAAGAAGCUGGACCACCCCAACGUGGUGAAGCUCGUGGAGGUGCUGGAUGACCCCAGUGAGGACCACCUGUACAUGGUGUUCGAACUGGUGAAACAAGGCCCCGUGAUGGAAAUCCCCACCCUGAAACCUCUCAGUGAGGACCAGGCUCGGUUCUACUUCCAGGAUCUGAUCAAGGGCAUUGAAUACUUGCACUACCAGAAGAUAAUCCACCGGGACAUCAAGCCUUCCAACCUCCUUGUGGGGGAGGACGGACAUGUUAAAAUUGCCGACUUUGGUGUCAGCAAUGAGUUCAAAGGAGCCGAUGCCCUCCUGACCAACACGGUGGGCACCCCUGCCUUCAUGGCCCCAGAGACGCUCUCAGAAACCAGGAAAAUCUUCUCUGGAAAGGCUUUAGAUGUCUGGGCAAUGGGAAUCACGCUGUACUGCUUUGUGUUUGGGCAGUGUCCUUUCAUGGAUGAAAGGAUCCUGAGUUUACACAAUAAAAUCAAGACCCAAAUAUUGGAGUUUCCAGACCAGCCAGAAGUUACAGAUUUCUUGAAGGAUCUGAUCAUGCGGAUGCUGGAUAAAAAUCCUGAGUCAAGGAUUUCAGUCCCUGAAAUCAAGGCAAGUACCUUGCAGCAGCCUUUGGCAGGAGAUUUCUGGCCCUUCGCCCCUGCGGGAACCUGGAAGGGGCGAGAAGCUGAGAAAAUGGAGACGAAGUUGCAUCCGUGGGUCACCAAGAACGGAGCGGAGUUGCUGCCCACUGAGGACGAGAACUGCACACUUGUCGAGGUGACAGAGGAGGAGGUGGAGAAUUCAGUCAAGCACAUCCCCAGCCUGGCCACCGUGAUCUUGGUUAAAACGAUGAUCCGGAAGCGGUCCUUUGGGAACCCGUUUGAGGGCAGCCGGCGGGAGGAGCGUUCGCUGUCGGCCCCUGGAAACCUGCUGCCCAGGAAGCAAGGCAGUGAGGAUAACCUGAAAUGCAACGACUUGCCCAACGUGGGAGAGGAGGAAGUCCUUUCAUGACCGGCGGCUUUAUGGUUCUGUUGAGCUGAACUCGGUCCGGGGCACUUCAUCGAGUGUGCAGCUGAGGAUGAGUGGCAUAACAGAGCCCCACCACCCCCAGCAUGACACGGCGCUAUUUCAGUGUAACGCUGGAUGUAGAGUUUGCAUAGCAGCAUGUUUAAGACAUCCGACUACCGUACCCGUCAUUGACCAUCUCUGAUUGCUUGGACUUCUCAUGGGGGGAAAAAAAAAAGGUGCUGACUGAUCCCAGAGUGGUGUGGGAUGGUGUUGAGCAGGCAAACCAACUGCGUUUGGAACUGCUUUUGCCUGGUUUUCAUGCCAAAGGGAUCUCCCACCAUCCCAGGGGCAGUGUGUGCCUGCCUUGUGGGGGCAUGCAGGACCGAGAAGCUUCUGCAGAGCGCAGCAGGGAAACCACACUCAUGUGCUUGGAGGGUUGUUGCAUCUAUUUCUUGUUGUUUGGUUUCGGUUUUAAUUGACGCCUUUUUAACUGCAUGAGAACAAAGCAAAAACCACCUUUCCAGCUUUUUUUUUUUUUUUUUUUUUUAUAAAA
Lagopus muta (rock ptarmigan) is the source of this 2747-nucleotide messenger RNA. It is a transcript of the gene CAMKK2, whose product is annotated as calcium/calmodulin dependent protein kinase kinase 2. The coding region runs from base 557 to 2197 and encodes 546 amino acids. The record is from RefSeq and is a predicted model, not a curated record. Gene Ontology annotation, molecular function: protein kinase activity; ATP binding. NCBI's taxonomy places the organism in Eukaryota, Metazoa, Chordata, Aves, Galliformes, Phasianidae. Gene Ontology annotation, biological process: CAMKK-AMPK signaling cascade; activation of protein kinase activity; protein phosphorylation. The transcript has 18 exons.